UCCGGACGUCCCGCACUUGCGCACCCAUCGUUCGUCAGUAAUGGUCAGCCGUGUACGGGAGACUCGGUCGAGAAAUGCGCCUUAGGCACGUAAGUGUGGCUGUCAGAGACACGGAAAGGCAGCAGCGACAUGUACGCGUACGGUUUCGAGAUCACAUAGACAUGUAAUAUGCGUCGUCGAGCGGCUGCAAGUGCGUGUUCACGGUGAAAAUCUGGCGUGAACGGUGGCUCGGAGAAAUAAUGGCGUCGGUGGCGGGCCCGCAGGAACAGCCGCCCGCCGCGCACGGCCACAGCUUCUGCAAGAAGACCUUCCACAAGCCCACCUACUGCCACCACUGCAGCGACAUGCUGUGGGGCCUCAUCCAGCAGGGCUUCAUCUGCGAAGUUUGCAACUUCGUGGUGCAUGAUCGCUGCCUGAAGACUGUGGUCUCCCCGUGUUCCAGCGUAGCCGCCAGCCUUAUCAAGAAUCCGGUAGCUCAUUGUUGGUCCGAGUCACUUCAUCACAAGAGAAAAUUUUGCAACGUCUGCAGGAAGAGAUUGGAUGAUAGUGAGUCGAUCCACUGUGAGAUAUGCGAGUACUUUGUACACUUGGAAUGCCAGGAUUUUGCGGUCGCUGAUUGCAAGGAGAACGCUACUUAUCUUCCGGGGAAACAGCUGGUCUACGUCCACCACCAACACCAUUGGCGGGAAGGAAAUCUUCCAAGUAACUCCAAAUGUGCCCUCUGCAAGAAAACGUGCUGGACCACGGAAUGUUUGUCUGGAUAUCGAUGCGAAUGGUGUGGAAUGACGAGUCACGCGACAUGUCACGUGAACAUCAACAGCGAGUGCACAUUUGGGAUUCUGGAACCCAUCUACUUGCCACCGCAUGCCGUCAGCAUACCAAGAACCGAGGUACCCAUGGAAGCCAUCAUCGGAGUGCAAGUCAGACGGAAGGACACGCUGUCUCGUGAGUAUUCGUGUAUCAUCAGUGGGGAAAAUGUUAGACGGAGUGCUUCUUUAUCAAGUGUUCUCAAGCGACUUUCUGUUGUUUUGCCGAAUUCUUGCCAAAGCAAAUGCCAGCCCCAAUUGUCGCCUCCAUACUUUCGAGCACGGAGUAUCUCGGAAGAAUUCAGCAGCGGUGACACUGGUCGCUACAGAGAGUCGGAGGAAUAUGCCCAGUCACAUCCACCGGGCAGGGAUAGCCGGCAAGACAAGCAGAACAAAAAUCAGGAAGAAAGAGAUGAAGAAGUUAUCAAGGUUUACGAUGGUAACAACUCGCUACGAAGAAAAAUCUUCCGGAUCGUCGUCGUGUCGAGGCAAGCGUCCUUGAAGCAAGUCUUAACCCAAGCUUUGAGGGCGUUCCACAUCACGAAAGACCCGAAUUCAUUCCACCUCACGGAUCUCUAUUCGCAGGAUGAAGCCGUUUUGCAAGAUCCUACUCCUGUGCUCAGUCUGAACCGAAUUGAAGGAAAACGAGCAUCAGUUUUUCUUCGAUUCAAAGACAGAGAUAAUGAUUCGGGAGAAGUACGUGUUUAUCCCGGAAAACUCCAGGUAUCUCAGGCACUCUGCACCGUGCCUGUGGAUUCCAAUACAUCUGUAGGUGACCUCAUACGUGAAGCACUUAAACGUUUCGGAUUGGAGAGUUACAACGCUGAAGACUAUCGGUGUAGUGAAGUACUUCUAGAUAGAGGAGUUACCGAAAGAGUUUUGUCGUGGAACGAAAGACCAUGGGAGAUCAUGAAACAGCUUGGUAAGGACAGUAUCCGACAGAUGGAGUUGAUGCGAUUUUACCUUCAAUUGAAACAAGAUCCUCAUGGACCAAAUCUAGCUCUAUUCGUCGGAAAUCUACCACCCAACCUAUCGGAACGAAAUUACGAAAAUAUCCUCACUGAUUUUUUAGGAAGAGAAAAUAAAUUUUCCAAAAUCGGUCCGAUCUACUACGAAUACGGAUCGAUGGUAAUCACUUACGAAGACUCUGAUAAAGCUGUGAGGGCACUUUAUACGCUACGCGAAUCGAAAUACGAAGAUAAACAACCUUUGCUUGUUAUGUUAUUGCCCAACAUCGAACCCUCAAUGAUACCCGAAGGUGUACAACCUCUCUUAGUUUUCGUUAACGUAAAGUCUGGAGGAUGUCAAGGUUUAGAACUAAUAUCGAGCUUCAGAAAAUUACUGAACCCUUACCAGGUAUUCGAUUUGGAUAACGGCGGACCAUUGCCCGGGUUAUAUGUAUUCAGGAACAUCAAGAACUACAAAAUACUUGUUUGCGGUGGAGAUGGUACAAUCGGGUGGGUGUUGCAAUGCCUCGACAAUGUCGGACAGGAUUCGCAGUGCUCUUCUCCAGCGUGUGCCAUUGUACCAUUAGGAACAGGUAACGACUUGGCGAGAGUAUUGAGAUGGGGCCCGGGUUAUACGGGAGGCGAAGAUCCUUUGAACCUCCUCAGGGAUGUAAUAGACGCCGAAGAGAUACGCUUAGACCGAUGGACAGUGGUUUUCCAUCCGGAGGAUAAACCAGACGACAACGUUAAUAAGCAGGUCAACUCCACCGGUAAGAAGAGGCAAAAACUGUCCAAAAUGAAAGUGACCAAUGAGCAAAUUAGAAAAGCAGUAGUGGCAGGUUCGACGAGCGAGGACAAUUCCCAAAUUUUCGUGAUGAACAACUAUUUCGGGAUUGGUAUCGAUGCGGACCUCUGUCUGGAUUUCCAUAACGCACGAGAGGAAAACCCUAGCAAGUUCAUCAGCCGGUUGCAUAACAAGAGCGUUUACGUCAAGAUGGGUCUGCGGAAAAUGGUGGGGCCAAAAAUGUGCAAGGACCUGCACAAAGAAGUGAGGCUCGAAGUGGACGGCAAGUUGGUGGAGUUACCGCAAGUGGAAGGGAUAAUUAUUUUGAAUAUUUUAAGUUGGGGUUCUGGGGCAAAUCCUUGGGGUCCAGAGAAGGAUGACCAAUUUUCAAAGCCAAACCACUGGGAUGGGAUGUUAGAGGUUGUAGGUGUCACUGGUGUGGUCCAUUUAGGACAAAUUCAAUCUGGCUUGAGAACAGCUAUGAGGAUCGCACAGGGUGGACACAUCAAAAUUCAUCUCAAUUCUGACAUUCCUGUUCAAGUGGAUGGUGAACCGUGGGUACAAAGUCCUUGUGAUGUUGUAGUAUUAAAAUCCGCUCUGAAGGCCACCAUGUUGAAGAAGAUGAAAGGUAAAAUGAAGAGGCGUAACACCGAACCGACAAUGCUGGUGUCACCGGGGGUACAACUGGUCCCCUUGCCUUCUCACGAUGGAGAGUCCCCCACAGACUCCAACAACACCACCUUUUAAGUGUUGCUUCGACAUUCGUUUCUUUCGUUUCGGACUGUACGCCCAAGGGACAAGGGCGAUUUUUUUUCAGUUAAUUUUAGUAUUUACAUAAAAAAUAUGUAUUCGAAAUAGUUAAAACAUGUAAUAUUAUUACGUUAUAGUAUGGUAUUGUUACCAAAUUACUGGUGAAAACAAACAAGUGUGGGGCUGAAUGCCUGUUCGAGUUUAUUUAAUUUUAAAUAGUUUGUUUUGAGUACAAGUAAUGUACUCGAUAUUGUAAACGUGUUAUGGUUUUAAAAGUUCAUUUACGAAUAAAAACAAAGCGUACUCUGCGCCUGCGCAGAUACCUUGCGUGAGCAACGCUCGCGCUUAUCCGAAAAUAUAACACCAUCCUCGAAUCUAGUUGGACUACCACCGACUCCAACCAAAAGAUGACUCCGAUCACCGACGUUUCUGGCAGCAGCUUUCAGUUUGAAAAAUCCAUGGAAGCGAGGACAGAGUGCAAGAGUGACGAAAUACAAGUUGGAACUACUUAGUGUAGAUGUGUGUUUUGUAAUAGUGAUAGCUUUCGGAUGGAACCGAGAGAUGUAACCCAGAAUGUGAUGAUCGAAAGUAGGCUAUGCAAUCUUAGUCACCCAUCCCAAUAGAAGGAAGCCACACGAGUGGCAGGUGUGUUGUUUCGCUACUCCAAGCCUUCAGGUUACUGUCGAGGAAUUUCUCCACAGUUCAUCGGUCGGGAAGGUCACUUUCUCUAAACCUCUACGACCCUCCUAACCGACGAGCCUUUCGAAGCUUCCUCGACGGUAACGAAUGCUCUUGGAGUGGUUUGUUUCGUGGGUAGCGUUUGGUCUUACUAUCCAGGAAGUGACGCCUAACGCUGUCGCUAAUCUGCCCCUGUACUAAGGGCUCAAUUCCUCAUGGAUGCUGACUGGAGCAAAGUCCAUGGGGAAAGUACUCAGGGCAGAUUUUCGCGCCAUUUGUUCCAUAAUUUAGAUGAUAUCUUAAUUAUAUCGAUGUGCUAUAUUGUUUGUAAUUACUUUUCCCAAGGUAUGUAUUUAAGGUGAACUCGCAAGAUCAUUUUGUCUGUUUCAUCAAUCGGAAAAGCUUCGAUCAGCUAUUUUUUGAUGUUUUUGUGGUAGUCGAGAACUGUCUUUUAGACCUCUACAAAAAACUCAAGCUCUUGAUCGGGUUUUGUAGGGAUCGAAGUUUUUCUCUGCAUAUAAAAUAUAUGUAUAUGUGAAUUAUAGAUAUAUUAAAAAUUGUGAAAUAUAGAAAUAUUAAAUGUA
Leptinotarsa decemlineata (Colorado potato beetle) is the source of this 4549-nucleotide messenger RNA. RefSeq names its product diacylglycerol kinase theta. Gene Ontology annotation, cellular component: membrane. Gene Ontology annotation, biological process: phospholipase C-activating G protein-coupled receptor signaling pathway. The record is from RefSeq and is a predicted model, not a curated record. Gene Ontology annotation, molecular function: ATP-dependent diacylglycerol kinase activity; RNA binding. NCBI's taxonomy places the organism in Eukaryota, Metazoa, Arthropoda, Insecta, Coleoptera, Chrysomelidae.